ACGCGGAGGCGCGCCUAGCACGCCGGCGUCUUCCCUGGUCCCCCGUCACGUGACGGGACACCAAGGCGGUCACGUGAGGCAGGCGCAGAGCGCGCGGGCGGGGCCCGGCCGGGACCGGCUGAGCUCAGCUGGGCAGGGUGGUCAUGCCCAAAUACUGCCGGGCUCCCAACUGUUCCAAUACUGCGGGCCGGCCGGGCGCGGACAGCCGCCCCCUGAGCUUCUGCAAGUUCCCCCUGAAGGACUGGCGGCUGCAGGCCUGGCUGCAGCACAUGCGCCGUGAGCACUGGGUGCCCAGCUGCCACCAGCACCUGUGCAGCGAGCACUUGGCGCCCUCCUGCUUCCAGUGGCGCUGGGGCGCGCGCUACCUGCGGCCCGACGCGGUGCCCUCCAUCUUCUCCCGGGUGCCACCCAGCAAGGUGAGCGCUGGCCGGCGGCGGCGGACGAGCCGAAGGCGGGAGAAACCAGCUGCGCCGCCGCCGCCCGCGAGAGACCGCAGCCCUGCCCUGAGGCCCCGCGGCCCGGCCUCUAACCUGGUGCACCUGUUGGUGCUGGGGCCCGCAUCCCGGGUCUCGGAGGCGGCGGCCACCGUGCUCCUGACCCCACUGCCCCUUCCGCCCACUCCCGCGGGGCCGCGCCCUGGCGUCACUGCCCAGCGCGCCGGGGCUGGGCUGGGCGCGGUGUUGGGAGCGCUGCAGCGGCGGGUGCGGAGGCUGCAGCGGCGCCACGCGCGGCACCAGGCGCAGCUGCGGGCGCUGGAGCAGCUGGCGCAGCAACUGCGCGGGCAGAGCCUGUUGGCGCGAGCGCGCCGGGGCCUGGCGCGGGCUGCGAGUGCGGCCCGGCAGCCCCACAGCGAUGAAAAAACGGAGGCACAGAGCAUUCCUUUCCCGGGACUUGAGGAAUCCCAAACCAUCCCUGUCAUCUGUGGAGGGCCUGAUGUGGCCGUGGUCCUGGCCCAGGGCCCUGAACCUCCCACGCUGGCUGCCAAGCCUGAGCUUCAGGCCACUCGGCUCCCCCAAUGCGUAAAGCCCAGCACAGAUGCUGUGGAGAGACAGAAGACAGAAGAUGGAGGACAGGAGACGCCUUGUGCCUGGGCUUGGCCCAGCCCUGCUGCCCGUGUCUGCGGAGCACCAGAGCCUCCCUCCAGCACUGGAUUUCCACCACCCCCUCCUGGAGACCUCAUGAACCUUAGAGGGGACCUGGACCCAAGUCCCCUGAGCACUGGGCCCCUGCUACCCGCAGCUCCAAUCUUUCCAGUCAGUGAUAACCUCUGAGCAGAACCAGGGUCAGGGUUUGGGGACAGGAGAGUUGCUCCUGGUCCUGCUGAGCCCCUCAUGCCCUUUGCCGGGCUCAGUGCCAAGCUGGGGACCCAGCAGUGUGCAUGGCCGGAAAGCAUCCCUGCGCUCGGGGGCUUGCAUUCGGCUUGGGCAGAAGAGGAGCUGGCAAACUAAUCAACCAGGUCGCUUCAGAGCGUGAUAAACGCUGUAAGGACUGAGUGGAAGUGUAACUGAGAGGCGGGUCGGGGGAGAGGGCUCCCUGGGAAGGUGACUUGGAGCAGAGACCUGGCUGAUGAGGAGGAGCUGGCCUGGAAGGCGUGUGGGCCAGCAGUGCAGGGGAGGCGCAGCUCCUCAUGCCCAGCCCAGUGUUGCUGUGAACACUGAAGGAAGGAAGGGGGAGGCAGGGGGACAACUUUAGACAGAGCAGAGAAGGUGUCAUUGAAAAGACACCAGCACGAGUCAGUGAAACCCUGAGAGGGCAGACGGGGAACCAUGCAGGGAUCUGGGGGAAGAGCAUUCCAGACAGGAGGGACAUCCAGCGCAAAGGUCCUGGGGUAAGGGAGGCCAAGGGGCCAGUAUGGCUGCGGUGGAGUGACCAAAAGGGAGCGGGACGAGGUGAGAUGGAAGAGAUGACAGGCCAAGUCCACAGGGCCGUGGCCUCAGUUGAGAGCACUGGCUUUUACCUGGAACAAGGUGCAGCAAGCAGAUGCCUUCGAGUCAAGGGGAGCACGGAUGCGACAGGUGUUAGUAGGUCCCUGUGGCUGCGUGCAGGGAGCAGCCCUGGGGGGUGGGGUGGGGGAGCAGAGAGAGCAGGGAGGUGAUGACAGGCCAGGAGCAAAGUCCGGGGCUGGGGGAGGGGUCAUGAGGAUGAGGGGAGGAAAGCAAAGCCACCCAGCCUCCUUCAGGCUGGGGUGAGGUGGGGCAGAGCAGGCAACAGGCAGCCUGGGGGUGAGGCCGAGCCAGGAGGCCCAGGUUCAGAGAGGGCUGAAGGGGUCUGCUGGCAAGUCUGCCCCGGGGCUUUGCUAAGGCCAUGUGCAGGGGUUAAUUUUCAUGUUGGCUCCAUCACUUACUGGCCGCGCACCCUUGGGCAGAGCAGGCGGCUUAAAACGCCGCGGGCCUGAGUCAACGCUGUGUGAGCACUGAAUGAGUGCGGUGAGGGCACCGUGGUGAUGGGCGUCGACGCCCCGUGUAUGUAGGUCGGGCGCGGAGAGGGGUUAGGUCCGAGGUUCCACACGGAACACCCAGCACCGCCGCACACUGAGCCCCUGGCUUUCAGCGGCCUGCCUGCAGUGCGGGCAGCGGUUCCGGAGGCC
Messenger RNA from Oryctolagus cuniculus (rabbit), 2587 nucleotides. The record is from RefSeq and is a predicted model, not a curated record. NCBI's taxonomy places the organism in Eukaryota, Metazoa, Chordata, Mammalia, Lagomorpha, Leporidae.